This is a messenger RNA of Nymphaea colorata (pocket water lily), 1170 nucleotides long. RefSeq lists its product as uncharacterized. The coding region runs from base 124 to 837 and encodes 237 amino acids. Lineage: Eukaryota; Viridiplantae; Streptophyta; Magnoliopsida; Nymphaeales; Nymphaeaceae. The record is from RefSeq and is a predicted model, not a curated record. The transcript has a single exon.
GCGCUCUCGCUCUCGUCUCCCAUGGCGCUCCGCCUCUUCCUCUACUAAGCAGCAGAGCGGGAGAGAGAGAGCGAUUAAGAGUGGGAUGGUGUGAGCUAGCGGAUAAAGCAGAUUGGCGGCAGAAUGGAGGACGAGAUCCCGGGAGCAACGCGCAGGAGUGGCAACUCCUCGGCCAUCCGUUUCCUCGGCAUAUUGAAGCAGCCCGAUCCUGACUCAUGCGCCCUCGAGCUCGAGGAGAGCGACGUCGUCUGGUCCCGAGAUUUCUCCGACACCUCUGUUUACCGACCGUCGGGCGAGUCCUCCCCUACCUUCGAGAACGGCAACCAUAACUCUGGUUCAUCGCCGGCGUCGCUCUCGCCGGCCUCGUCUGGUGGUGGCCGGCGCGUUCAGGCCUUCAAGCAGGAGCGCUCCGGGCUAUCGGCGGCGCUCGUUGGGGAGAACCGGUCGUUCGUCCAGCGGAAGGCGGCGUUGGACCCGCUGCUGUCUGCGGCGCGGAACAUCCCGCCUCCGGUGCCCGUACCGAGGUCGGGAUCGGGCUCGGAUGAUUUCUCCGGAAGCGGUGGGGGAUCUUCCGGGAAGUAUCACCAGUCGGCCCCGGUGAACGUGCCGGUCUGGUCUAGGGCGAAUAAUCGCCCUGUUAAUCCGCCUAAUUUCGACGAGGACGAUGACGAGACUGACGAAGAAAUGCUGCCUCCACAUCUUUUGGUCGCACGGGCGUCGGCAAGGUCGCAUAUGACGACGUUCUCCGUGUUUGAAGGCGUGGGCCGGACCCUCAAGGGAAGGGAUCUCCGGCGGGUGAGGAAUGCUGUGUUCCAGAAGACAGGUUUUCUGGACUGAGUCCUUCCUCUUCUACAUUUUUCCGUUUCUUUUUUUUUUCCCUCCCUUCUUCCUACAGAAAAACCGAAAUUUUCUUAUUUGGCUCCUUUUCUUUUCCCCUUUCUUCACGAAUUCCUUCUAUGAGUUGUGGUUUCUUUUCUUGACUUUUCCCCCAUUUGUUGGAUUGGGGUUAAUGUCGAGCAAUAGACUGAGAUCGUUGGGCCAUAAUGAAACUAGGUGCCUGGUGGUGUAAUUUUGUUGGAACAAGGAUAUAGUGAACAGGAUCGCCAUUACCUUGCUGUUGGGUAUCUAAAAUGCGAUCAAGUAUUAGAAAUAAACAUGAUUUUUUUGUCC